This is a messenger RNA of Diceros bicornis minor, 589 nucleotides long. RefSeq names its product FXYD domain containing ion transport regulator 4 (gene FXYD4). The record is from RefSeq and is a predicted model, not a curated record. Gene Ontology annotation, biological process: potassium ion transmembrane transport; regulation of sodium ion transmembrane transporter activity. Gene Ontology annotation, cellular component: membrane. Lineage: Eukaryota; Metazoa; Chordata; Mammalia; Perissodactyla; Rhinocerotidae. The transcript has 8 exons. Gene Ontology annotation, molecular function: sodium channel regulator activity. The coding region runs from base 153 to 419 and encodes 88 amino acids.
GUCUGACCAGUUCCCUCCAGCCUGAUGGUAUUGUUCUGGGCGGGGCUGCUGGGUUUAAAAAGCCGGAACCCACCUGAGCUGACCACAGCCCCAGCAGCCUCCUCAGACCUGCGCUUUGCACCCGGCUCUCAGCCCUGCCCUGCAGCUGUGACAUGGAGAGAAUGACUUGGGGCCUUCUCGCACUGGCAGGCCUGCCUGUGUUGGAAGCCAGUGACCCGUUUGCUGAUAAAGACAAUCCCUUCUAUUAUGACUGGGAAAGCCUACAGCUGGGCGGGAUGAUCUUCGCUGGGAUCCUGUGCAUUGCUGGAUUCUCCUUAGCCCUGAGUGGCAAGUGCAAAUGCAAGCACAAUCAGAAGCAAAGCCCCUUACCUGAGAAAGCAGCUCCACUCAUCACUCCAGGCUCUGCCAGUACCUGCUGAGCAAAGGACCAGCUUCGUGGCACUCUGACACCAGUUCCCAAGCUGUUCACUCCCCACUUGGGGGCCUUACCCUCCACGAUGGCCUUUCUCUCCAAAGGUGGGCCCUUAGGCUCCCUUUUGAUCAAGAAGCUGUCUGAAACUUAUUUGUAAAUUAAACUGGUCUCACUCUU